This is a messenger RNA of Brassica rapa (field mustard), 4289 nucleotides long. RefSeq names its product putative nuclease HARBI1. The record is from RefSeq and is a predicted model, not a curated record. NCBI's taxonomy places the organism in Eukaryota, Viridiplantae, Streptophyta, Magnoliopsida, Brassicales, Brassicaceae.
UCCAUUUACAUUAAUGAAUUUUCACCAAAAAAAAGGAUGGUAGCUAGUAAUUGUACCUCUGUGUACUUUCCGUUUUCUAAGAGAAGUAAGACCAUCCGCAAUGCGGGCUGUUAAGUGAAUCCUUAACAUAAAUUCUUAAGGUAAAGGAAUUAAAAUAAUAUUAAAAAAGAUCGGCAAGCUAAGAAUGAGUCCUUAAUUAAGAGAAUUAAGGACCAAAUCCUUGAUGUGCUGGCACCUCAUCAUUGGCUCGGGAAAAGGGUUGUGUUUCGUAUGAGUGAGAAAAAUCAUUCAUUUUCGCGAGCAACUGAAAAAAAAAGACGAGACGCGAUAAGAAAGGGGAUAGAAGAGGCGAUAAGAGAGCGUCUUUGUUGAAGGUUGUAAAAUGGAGGAAGAACUGCGAGAUAUGAAGGCACGCAAAGCACACUACGACAUGCUCCAUUUCGUUGCAGACGCGCAACAAGGGAUUCCCAAACUGUGCCCCUGUGGAUCAAUCACGAAGGAAUCCGUGGAUGAAGAGGAUACAUAUGACUACCUCCCAGGGAAAAGAUACUUCAUCUGCAAAGACUUCGAGGUUUGUAGUGUUGUGUCUGUUGCUUUUUGAUCAAUUGCGGUUUGGAAUAUAUUUUUUUUGGAUCCAUUGCUGUUUGACAAAGUUUAUUCUUCUUUGGCAGAAUGACGGGAUGCAUUUUAGGCAGCCAUGGGUUAUGGGUGUGCAACAAGAGGUAGAGAGGCUCAAAAUAAGGGUUCACGAGCAUGAGAAGCUUCUCAGGGAAUGCGACGAACUGAAGGCCCAGGUGAGGAUGCUGCUUAGGCGUGUGUCUGACCUUGAGAGAGUCGUCUGAGGUCAGUGUUUAAAGUUACAUGUCUUCUUUAACUCUCUAGUUAGAAUUGAAACGGAUAGGAGUGUCGGUAACUUUGUAGUUUGAAAACGGAUUUGAUUCCAAUGCUUUGAAAACAUUUAGUUUGUAGUUUGUACUUUCCAACUUGGUAGUUAUAAAUGCACACUAAACCACCAUUAAAUUUACCGUAACUGUAUCUUGCAAAGUAAAAUUGCAUUUAAUUGUCUCUAGCUGUUCUGAUUUGACAUAUUUCUACUAGGAUUAAAUGUUGAAUCCCUUAUUUAAUCCUCUCUGAUUCUAGUAGAAAAUCACAGAGAGGUCAUCAAAAAUGGCAAGUUCCCCUAGUUUUGUUAACCUCUUAGCAAGUCAAGGAUCAGUCGACCUUGACUCAGUAGAAACUCCUUUGUUUAGUAGCCAAUGUCCUGAAGAGUCUAGUGUUAAAGAGAGGAGAAAGUGGACUGUGAAGGAUGAUAUAAUUCUCAUUGGUGCUUGGCUCAACACCAGCAAAGAUUCAAUAGUUAGUAAUGAACAAAAAGCUGGUGCCUUCUGGAAGAGGAUUGUCGACUAUUACAACUCCAGUCCUCUCCUGGUUGGGACAGUGCCAAGAGAACUAGGUCAAUGCAAGCAAAGAUGGGCUAGGAUCACUGAUUUAGUCUGUAAGUUUGCUGGAUGCUACGACAUGGCACUGAGGGAGCAGAGAAGCGGGCAGAAUGAGAAUGAUGUGAUGAAGCAAGCGUUGGAUAUCUUCUACAGUGACCAGAACAUGAAGUUCAACUUGGAACAUGCCUGGCGGGAGCUUAGGCACGAUGUUAAAUGGUGCGCAACGUAUCUGGAGAAGGACAAGGAUAAGCGAAAACCAGGGGAUUCUCCAGUUCCAGAGCCAGAAGAGAGACCUAUAGGGGUUAAAGCUGCUAAGGCUGCGGGGAAGAGGCUUAAAACGGGAAAAGAAGAAGAAUUGGCGAAGCUACAAGGACUGUUGGAGACGAAAAAACUAAUCUCCAAGCAAAGUUUGCUAGAAAGUUUGCUUGCAAAGCCCGAGCCUCUCUCUGAGAUGGAAUUAGCUCUCAAAAUGAAACUUUUAUCUGAAAUGUUGUCCUGAUUGAUGGUUUGUUAGCUUUAGUGAUGUUUGCUUUAGAAUUUUGGAACUAGUGUUUACUUUAGUAACUCAUCUCCUAUUCUCUGUUUCAGGUAAAGCUGAAGACCAUGUACCAGAUGAAGACAAAGGAUGCUGUCUCUUCCUUGUUCAUUCACGGGUUCUUUGUUUAUGUGUUGCUUUGUAUCUGACCCAAGUCACGGGUUAUUUGUUUCUGUCUUGCUUUCCUAUUUCCAUGUGCACCAAGUCACGGGUGUCUGUUUCGUUGUUUCUUUGUAUUUCCUAGUUGCCUUUAUAAGUCAGUUUGUAGUGUCUCUUCUUGUACUCACUCUUUGUUAUAAAUUUUGUUAAGAAAACCAGUUCUUCUGCUUGUUCUCUUCGUGUUCUUAAUCCAAGACUCUCUAGCUCAUAAUUGGUUCAGGUUUGAAAUUAUAAUCCUCUUUCUUAGUUAAAGCUGUAGUGAAUUUUGAGAGGUUAAUUUGUUUAGUUAAAGCUGUAGUGAAUUUUGAGUUAAUUUGUUUAAUUGGUUCAGGUUUGAAAUUAUAAUCCUCCUUCUUAGUUAAAGCUGUAGUGAAUUCAGAUUCCUCUGUUCGCUCUGUUUAGUUAAAGCUGUAGUGAAUUUUGAGAGGUUAAUUUGUUGAUAAUUAGUUGUUAUUAACUAAGUAGUAUACGAUCAUGCCAUUUCAAAUAGUCAAUAUGAUCAAAUUAUAGUAGAGUAGCAGAGUAGUUACCAUUGGCAGAUGAAGUCGAUUUAUUAACUAAGAAAAAAACAAAUAAUUAGUUCUCUACUACACGUUUAUAAUAUAUUCAUGUGAUAGAUCUUUUUAAAAUCAGUUUUAUUAUAAUAACUACCAUUGGUAAGCAUAAAUAAUUUUCGUAUAAUAUACAAAUAGAUGGCAGAUGAAGUCGAUCGAAGAUUAAAUGCGGCUUUGGAUGAGGCUAUCGAUGAAUAUUUUGAAGAUAGCUACAACAACAUUUUGGAGAACCAAACAAAGAAACAAAAGAAACGUGCAUACGUCGAAAGAAACCGCGAGGAUGGCCAUAACCGUCUAUGGAAAGACUACUUUUGUGAUGAUCCGACGUUUCCGGCUCAUUUAUUCAGACGGCGUUUUCGCAUGAACAAGGAAGUAUUCAUGCGUAUUGUCGAUCGCCUAUCUGAAAAUAUUCCAUUCUUUCAACAAAAAAGGGAUGCUGUCGGAAGGUUAGGACUAUCUCCUUUACAAAAGUGUACGGCAGCUCUUCGUAUGCUUGCUUAUGGUUGUGCAGCUGACGCUGUUGACGAAUAUCUCCGACUUGGUGAAAGCACAGCACUUUCGUGUUUAAGCAAUUUCACUGAAGGCGUAAUAGAUUGGUUUGGACCUGAGUAUCUACGAAGACCCACCCCAGACGAUCUUCAACGACUACUCGAUAUUGGAGAGAUACGCGGUUUUCCAGGGAUGAUAGGAAGCAUCGACUGUAUGCAUUGGGAGUGGAAAAGUUGCCCAACCGCUUGGAAAGGACAAUAUACACGGGGAUCAGGAAAGCCGACAAUUGUCUUGGAGGCUGUAGCUUCACAAGAUCUUUGGAUAUGGCACGCUUUUUUUGGUCCCCCAGGUACUUUAAACGAUAUUAACGUCCUCGAUCGGUCUCCUGUUUUUGAUGACAUUUUACAAGGUCGAGCUCCAAGGGUACAGUACGUGGUCAACGGACACCAGUAUGAUUUGGCGUACUACCUCACCGACGGCAUAUAUCCGAAAUGGUCAACAUUUAUCGAAUCUAUCUCACUCCCUCAAGGUCCUAAAGCCGAGUUAUUUGCUAAAGUUCAAGAAGCAACCAGAAAAGAUGUAGAACGGGCUUUUGGAGUAUUGCAAGCUCGGUUUGCAAUUGUGAAAAACCCGGCUAUUUUGUGGGACAAGAAACAAAUAGGGAUGGUUAUGCGAACAUGUAUCAUACUGCACAAUAUGAUAGUAGAAAAUGAACGGGAUGGCUAUACUCAGUUUGAUACAUCUGCGUUUGAAGAAGGAGACUCGAGUAGAAGUUCACAGGUGGAUAUGUCAUAUUCUACCGACAUGCCUUCAAAUCUCGGUAAUAUGCUUGGCGUACGGAGUCAUGUUCAUGAUAGGCGUACACAUGAACAAUUAAAAAAUGAUCUGAUUCACAAUAUUUGGAACAAAUUUGGUAAUGAUGAAGAUGUUUAAAUUUGUAUGUUUACAUUUAGUCAUUUAAUAAAUGAUAAUUUAUUAUUUAAAUGUUUUACAAAAUUAUUAAUUUUUUGAUUUUUAAGAUUCAAUUAAAAAAAAAAAAUUAAGAACUCCAAAGUGGAUAACACCAUUGGACUCACAAUUAUGAUUAGAGUCCUUAACUAUUCAAAAAAAAAA